Trichomycterus rosablanca is the source of this 2262-nucleotide messenger RNA. Its product is annotated as trichohyalin-like. Bases 42 to 1592 code for a protein of 516 amino acids. The transcript is spliced from 5 exons. The record is from RefSeq and is a predicted model, not a curated record. Lineage: Eukaryota; Metazoa; Chordata; Actinopteri; Siluriformes; Trichomycteridae.
CAGACCUCAAGUCUUAAUCAGACGUCUAGUGUUGAAUAAAUAUGGAAUGUGUAGAGGACCUGGAGAUGUGGUUUCUUCAGGAGAACCUUACCACACUUGACAAGAUGGAGCAAUUCCAGAAUAUCAUCAGCUGCGAGUUCGGUCAUGACAUGGAGAGUCUCCUAUCAGAAUGGAAUGAAGACAAUAAGAAGAAAUUUAACAUGUUUAAGGCUGAACUGCAAGAAAAGAUCCAGAUGUUGGAAAGAGACAGACAAACGGAGGUUAAGGAGAUCAGUGAGCAGGAGCGCUCACUAAAACUCCAGCUGCAGGACAUUCAAACAUGUCUAAACGACGUAGAAAGGAAGAAAAACAAAAAGCUAGAAAAGGAAGCGAAACUGAUCGCUGCACAGAAGCAGGAGAUAGAAUCAGACAGGACAGUUCUGGAGUUUAAAAGGGAGAGACUGAUAGCAGUAAAAAAUAGCAUACGUGAACGAGAGAAAAGGCUUCCCCAGCAAGAGCAAGAUCUUGAGCUCCAGAGAGAGGCCAUAGCUUUAAGAAACCAGGCCGUCGAAGGAAAAACAAGGCGAAUGGAGAGGGAAUUAAAAAGGAUGGACGAGUAUGAGCAAAAAAUACUCAAUGCCAUUCGGUCUGAGAAGCUGGCUGAAACCUGCACAGAAAUCUUAGAAAUUGAGAAAGAUGCUGCGAUCGAAAGGACAAAAAUGAUGAUAAAGAAACAGGACCUAGAGAGAGAGAUGGACACAGAGCGAGCGCUUUCUAAAUGGGAACAGAGGCUUGCUAGAAAAGAAAUCGAAUGCCAGAAAGAAAAACUGGAUAGGUGUGAGAACCGAAAACGGAUUGAAAUCGCUGAAGAAUGGAAACGAAUUGAGAAAACCAAAAAGAAGAUUGACGAGGAUAAGAAAGAUCUUGAGAAGGAGAAAAAGAGAGCAGAGAAGGAGAUGAAGAGGCUAGAAAAGAUGGAACGCAAAAGACGGAAGGAAGAGCAAGAAGACGCUCGGUUUCUUAUGGAAAUGAAGGAGGACGUAGAACAGAGGUGGAAGUGGCGCAUAAAGAAGGAAGACAGAGCGAUGUCUGAGACGGAGACGGGAAUUGAGGACGUAUCUGAUGAGGAAAAGCAAGACACAGGAAGGAAGCAGAAGAAAAAGGAAAUAAAGAAAGCAAGGAAGGAAGAGCAAGGAGAACAGAGAUGGAAGAGGCGAAUAAAGAAGGAAGACAGAGCGAUGUCUGAGACGGAGAACAUAUCUGAUGAGGAAAAGCAAGACACACGAAGGAAGCGAAAGAAAAAGGAAAUGAAGGAAGCAACACCCGAGAAGGAGACGGAUCAGAAAAAGAAGAGAAGAAAGAAGAAGAUGAAACAGUCAAGAGAGCAGAACAGGGAUGGAGACCAUAAGGAGUCAGAAAUGAACCAGAAGGAGACGGAUACUGAUAACUGGCGAACCAGAUUCGGUGCAUUUCAGGAAUCCUUAUGGUUCACCAUGAUUAGGCUCCGAACAGAACUAGAAUUCCAAAAAGAUGAACUUAAACGUACAGAGCUGUUUAGAACUUUACGUGCGGGACGAAAACGUCUCGUGAGCUGGUUUAGAGACAUCAUUUAGCGCAGUUUUGUGUUAAGUGUGGACCAGCUGCGAUCUCGAAUACAUCGUAACUCAUAACUAAUGCAGUUACGACCUCUGCUGGCUGACUGAUGGCGCCUGCACAGAGACGGGGAAAAGAGUGCUGAUCAGGGCGGGGUGUGUCUCUCCGGACACGGUGCUGAUCCCCAUUGUGCACGUCAAAGCGUCGGUGAUUAGAUGCGUACGGCUGCCGCCUACGUGUCGGAGGGGCCGUGUGUUAGCUUCGUUCUUCUCAAUCAGAGCGGGGAUCGGCAGCAGUUCUACUGGCAGCAGGUUCUCAUGUUUGUUGAAAGCCUGAUAUGAUGUUCCAUGUCAAGUCUGGUUCCUCUCAGUGUUUCACCACUGUCUCUUCUGGGUUGUUCUAAAGUCUUUCCAACUCGAUCUCAGGAAUGUUACCCCAGGACAAUUUCUAGGGACCAGCCUUUUCCACCCUAUGUCAAAGGACAAUUUCCUCCACCUUUUUACAGCGAUCAGCUUAUCUGGUAGAGCAUCUUUGGAAGCUGACGUCAGAGCACAUGGUCAGCAACUGUACAGCGCCCCUCACCUGGAUACCACUAUUUGGAGCUACACAUUUGGAUGCACAUGAGACCACGAAGCAGCAGAUUUGCAGUCCGGCCUAAAUAAUCUUAAUUCAUGAAUAAAUGUAAAUAAA